Messenger RNA from Aaosphaeria arxii CBS 175.79, 954 nucleotides. RefSeq lists its product as uncharacterized. The coding region runs from base 1 to 954 and encodes 317 amino acids. Lineage: Eukaryota; Fungi; Ascomycota; Dothideomycetes; Pleosporales. The record is from RefSeq and is a predicted model, not a curated record. The transcript is spliced from 3 exons.
AUGGAAGGACCUUUCACCUUCUUGCCCGUGAACACCAACUCGAAUCUGAAGGCGCGCGUCCAGCAAAAAGUCGGAACCCACGAAUGGAAAGAUAAGAUGAUCCCAAAUCGCCCCACUACUGCCGAGGAACAUGCAGACGGCAAAGACGACGAUGAGUGGUAUGAUACUGUAUCCGCAUCCUCCGAAGAGGCGCACCAUCACCACACACCACUCAAGAAGACCAAGAGGCUGAACAAAGCCGACGUGAACCAAAGCCUCGUCUCUGUCAAGUCCAUAUCUCCAGAGGAAGAACAGGAAUUGUUACCCUACAUGCCCGCGCUAUUCGGUACCGAUCUUCCACCAUGCGGCCUAGAGCCUCAGGUUGCAUAUGAGAUCGUAGUUGCGCGACUGCGCGAGAGGUGGUUGAAUGCGAAAGGCCGCCGCGGCGUCAUCGACAUCUGCCAGGAACUCCGGGAAUUGCUGCGAGACCAGGAGCACCUGUGGCCGCCUUUCAUGCUCAAAGGUGUCAUGAAGAAGCGCAAGCCGUGGCGUCGCGAGCCUGUGUUCAAGUAUGAGCUCUACUGGGCUGAUUACUUCGUUCGCGAGGCAAAUGAGCAGGCCCCGGCGUUGAUGACUGAAUCCGAACUCAUGGAUCGAAGGAUGCAGUCUGCAGUUCCCUUUGAGUUGAAGUUCAAUGUUGAUCGAUCUGACCUGUUGAAGUUGUGGGAAGACUGGAACAACAAGAAGAGGGCCAAAACGCCUGCCUUGCCUGGUAUCGAUGAAGAGACGGUAGUAGAGGGGCAGCACGCGGCUGACGAGACGAUCGAGCGGGUGAAGAGCGGGAACAGCGAGGGCUCUGACUCUGCACCUAAGUCUGUAGACUCAUCGCAGGCGACUAUAGUCCACCAUCCUGGUCCUCAGGGUGCACCGCCGCCCGAAGAUGCAUAUCUGUGGUCGCAAGGCGGCCACGACUGA